AUGGAUGUCCCAUUUAAAGGUGAGGAAUCUGAUUCUGAGGAAGCAACCAUUGUGACCAGUUUCACGGCCUGGACAUAUGGCCUCAGAGCCCGCCCCCCCCACAGCCAGCGUCUCAGUAACCCAGACUGUUUGGAACCUGAGGCUGAGACCAUCCUGGAGGGUCUUGAGGCUGGUUUAGGCCAGGCUGUGAGUAGUGGGGUCAGCCUAGUCCUGGCUCCUGGGUUAGUGCUCACCUGCCCCUCUGCCCACUCAGGGCCUGGGGGAAUGGCCUCAGAGCCCCCGCCAACCAGGCUCAGGAAGGCAUUCCUAGCUCAGAGUACCCUCCUGGAGUCUCCACUGGAAGGCGCUCCUGAGUGGGCCGCGCCACACCCCGAGGAGCAGAGGCGCAGUUCUUCCGCGUGCUCCCAGCACACUCCACCCCUGCCCAGCAUACCCAUGGCGCCCCCACCUUGCCCACCUGGGGAGAACCACCCACUCUGCCCCCGCUCAGGGAGAGGUGGUGGCCACUGCUCUAUCCCCCCCUCCCUUCCCUCCUCUUCUACCUUCUUUCUCUUCUCAUCUGGGUGCUGGAACCCAAGCGUGAAAGUGAGAGUCGGAAAGUCUCAGUCUCAAGGCAGAGCGGGGCAGCUAAUUUAA
Molecule: messenger RNA, 636 nt
Organism: Piliocolobus tephrosceles (Ugandan red Colobus)
Lineage: Eukaryota; Metazoa; Chordata; Mammalia; Primates; Cercopithecidae
Source: RefSeq, a predicted model, not a curated record